AUGGCACAGCAUCCCUGGCAGGAUCAACAACAAAAGGCAGAAAUGGCCUCCAAGCAGCAGAGAAGUACAUCCAUAGAAGAGACAAUGAGACCACAGGAAAGACAGGUAACCAUCACUGAAACCCUGUGGGACCAGGUGCUGACAGCUUUUAAGAAUAUACAAAAGGAGCUGCAGGAAGAUGCUCGGAUUCGAGGGAUGAGCAAUUGCUGCAUGACACCCAUGACAUCCGCACCCAGAACUGGAAGCAUAAAGCUUCCAGACUCCUGCAUGACCCCAAAGUUGAGAAGAUUGCAGUUCGGCACUAGAGAGCAGCCGUCAGGAGAUCGUAUCCACCACGUGAAGACACAGCUCCAGUCAGCUUACUACCCUGGACCCUAA
Cebus imitator (Panamanian white-faced capuchin) is the source of this 378-nucleotide messenger RNA. RefSeq names its product chromosome unknown C12orf54 homolog (gene LYLDT1). NCBI's taxonomy places the organism in Eukaryota, Metazoa, Chordata, Mammalia, Primates, Cebidae. The record is from RefSeq and is a predicted model, not a curated record.